AUGGCAAAUCUUUAUGGCAGAAGGCUUGAAGGAAGUCGAUUAUCUUUCCGAGUUUAUUGGUCUUUGGCAAUGCCGUUGGGCUUGCGCCAACGAUUAAAUGAAAUGCUAUUUCAAAAGAGAGAGAAAGUAAAGGCUUGUAAAGGCAAUUUUUAUGAUAGCUUGUUAGAAAGCAGAAAAAUCCUCUACCACAGGAAAUUACGGCAUUUUACAGGCGAAUCUAAACCAAUCACCAUUCAUGUAUCACGAUUGCCAAUAUCGAUGAGCAUAGUGGAAUGUAUUCACUGCUUUAGUCAAGCUGGAGAAAUUAUUGAUUGCAAAAAUGGCUCUUCUGAUUGCAUAAGCCUUACGUAUAAAGAUGACAAGAGCGGCUUAAUUGCCUUACUUUGCUUUCGAUAUUUCAACAUUGAACCUGGCAAACAAAUUAAGGCAUUUCUAGCAGACGAAUGUAAAGAUUCUUUAAUUUUUAAGAAGUUAAUAUCAAUGAUAAUAAAAAAAAAGGAAUUGAAAGAUUCUCCCAAAAGUGAAGCCCAACCUGAAAAUGCCAUGGAAAUCUUUGAAUCUGAAGACUUUAGCCAUAAUAUUUCUGACAUGAGUGAUUCAGACGAUUUUUCAACCGCAUCCCAACAUAGCCAGAAAGAAUUUAAAAGUGACACGGAAAGCAUUUGCGAUCAAAGGGAAUUAUGGGGGGAAAUAGAUGGAGAAUUAGAAGAGUUUCCUAUAGCUCAUCAUGUCAAAUUCUUAUUGCAACUCAUUGAGCUAGAUAAGAAAUUACGUCUAAAAGGCAUUCCUGUUUAUUUUAAAUUUUUUCAACGAUAUGGUUAUCCUAUCAUAGCCAUUAAAAUGAAUGAACAUUAUAAACUAAUUAUUAUGCAAGAAUUAACAGCACUUAUUGGGAUUGAGAUUAGUAGUGCUGGCUUGACAGAAUCGAUGACGAGCUUUUUAUCCAAAUAUGACGACAAUCAACAUCAUCUAAAUAGAAAAUUAAUGGAGCAAUCUAUUCAAGCAGGAAUUUAUAAGAAUCAACAAGAUUUCAUUUCCAUCGUUGCUCUCAAUCACUCAGAAUAUUCAAGAGCAAUUUCUUAUUUACACUGUGAAAUUUCAACCCAAUCGAUUAAAAUUAUUGGUGAUAGUUUUAAUUUAGUGUUAGAUGGUAAGGUCCUGAAGCCCGAUUUCCUUCUUAAUUUAUCGGAUCAGCACAAAGUUUGUCUGCAAACCGAAAUUGAUACCCAAUCCGCUCAUUGUAAUAUUAUUGCGAUUGGCUUGAAGGAUUCUGUGAAACAAGUUUUAGUUGCUAUCAACAAGAGCAUUCUAGACUAUAAAAUGAUCCAAUUUUCGAUUGACCAAAAAAUCGAAACUGGAUCAUCUAUUUGGUUAGAAUUUCUUCGACAUCAUUUUCAUCGUAUUGAGGAAGAAUAUCACUGUUACGUACAUUGCAAAAAUGUUACAAAUGACACCCCCGCUAAUCAAGAUGGUCGAGAAGGAGAUAUUAUUAUUCAAUGCUAUCCUCAUGAUCAGCAACUUAUUUAUUUCCAAAUUAAAAAGUUAUUUCGUUAUUCGUUCGUCCACGAGCAAUCAGGCAUUAGCCAAUUUUCUAGAAUGGGUCGAUUUCUCACCGAAAAUGAUGGUCAAAUUAAACUGCAGAACAUUCGAGAUGAAUUUGAAUGCAAAAUUGACGUCCAUUUUCCAACGGUUUCAGAGUAA
Molecule: messenger RNA, 1701 nt
Organism: Trichoplax adhaerens
Lineage: Eukaryota; Metazoa; Placozoa; Uniplacotomia; Trichoplacea; Trichoplacidae
Exons: 6
Coding region: 1-1701 (566 amino acids)
Molecular function (GO): nucleic acid binding
Source: RefSeq, a predicted model, not a curated record